Molecule: messenger RNA, 8585 nt
Organism: Crotalus tigris (Tiger rattlesnake)
Lineage: Eukaryota; Metazoa; Chordata; Lepidosauria; Squamata; Viperidae
Gene: PDGFRA
Product: platelet derived growth factor receptor alpha
Exons: 23
Coding region: 1014-4271 (1085 amino acids)
Biological process (GO): positive regulation of kinase activity; embryonic cranial skeleton morphogenesis; platelet-derived growth factor receptor signaling pathway
Cellular component (GO): signaling receptor complex
Molecular function (GO): ATP binding; platelet-derived growth factor alpha-receptor activity; platelet-derived growth factor binding
Source: RefSeq, a predicted model, not a curated record
GGACCCGCCGUUUGCGUUGGAACUGGGUUUGCCCGGAUUCAGAGCUGCCCAACCGGGAGUGGCAGGAGCAGAGCUGCCCAAUGAGCGCAGCCAGCCGCCUGCUCUGGCGGCCAAGAGUAGCCGCGGCGUAGUUGGGCUCCGGGUCCGCUUAGCGGGAGCGGCGGAGGGCCCACAGCUGCCUCCCGGACUCUCACGCCGCCCCCCCCCCACACUCCGGUCCAGCAAGGGCGGGGCGGGCAGGAUUGACCGGAGCGCCGCCUCCGGGGCUUGUUAGCUGGCUUUCCAGCCUAGCCGAGACUCCUCCGAGCCGACGCUGCGGGAGAGGACCGGCCGUCCUGUCCCAAAGCGCCGGAGCAAGCAGUGCUGGUGACACCACCCCCCCAGGGCAGAACAAGCGGGCAGGAGAGAAGGGCGGGGGGGCCCCCCGGCAGGGAUGCACCCCCCAUAUAAUUGAGAUCGCCCCCCUCGCCGUCAGCACCAGCCUCCCCCCUGCAGGCGGAGGGGUCCUCCUCUCCCACGGGUGAAUCCCCCCCCCUUGUUCCCCCUGAUAAUCUUGGAACGGGGCCUCCCCUUGCCCGUCUUCGGAAGAGCUGCGCCGUUGGGGGCGGGCGCGCAUUGCCUUUGGAUCCCCCGAGGCUGGCGACGCUGCCCAAAUCUCUCUUUGGAUGCCUAACCCUCCCCGCCCCAAUAGACGAUGUUGACCCGGACAGACGACGCCCAUUAGCGUCCGGACCUGGGAUCUGGCCCACUCUUGCAGCAAACAUCCUGGAGGGGACCUCGGGAUCUCGGAACGCUUUGGUUACGCGUGGUUAAGACAGCUCAUUCCCCUCCCCGCGGAAAAGGGCCACCAGCGGCGUGGGCUCGUCGCCCCUCCGCCCUCGGUUGCCUUUCCUCGGAGUUCCUGUUGGGGCAAAAGCGGGUUCUUCGCCCCUUGCACGGAAAGCUUGAGCUGCAGCGUCCGGGAGCUCUUUCGGCCCAGCGUCCGGAGCGCCUGCACCUAGUUGACCUUUACUAUGGGUCCUUCCCGAAAAGAAUUCUUGGUCUUGGGCUACCUCCUUGCAGGGUCAUGCAUCAUCUCCUGCCAGAGUUUGCUUCCCGCUAUUCUCCCAAGUGAAGAGCAAAUGGUGGUGCAGCUGAAUGCCCCCUUCACUUUGAAAUGUUCUGGAGACAGCGAAGUGAGCUGGCAGCAUCCAGCCCCAGAAGGCAACCAUUCCAUCACCAUCAGAAAUGAAGAGAACAACAGCGGCCUUUUCGUGACCGUCCUCGAAGUGGCGAACGCAUCGGCUUCCCUCACCGGAUUAUACAUUUGUUAUUAUAAUCAUUCCCAAGAGGAAGAUGGAGAAGUCGAAGGGAAAGAGAUCUACAUUUUUGUGCCAGAUCCAGCUGUUCCCUUUGUUCCAACCUCCCCAGAAGAUUUGUUCAUCGUUGCCAGCGAGGAAGACAAUUCUUCCAUUAUCCCAUGUCGCACGACUGACCCUAACACUCAAGUCACUCUAAUGAACAGAGAAGGAAAAAUUCUGUACGCCUCGUACGACAACAGGCUGGGCUUCAUUGGAAACUUCUCUUUGGGGUCCUACAUAUGCAAGACCACUGUCAGAGCCGUUAACUUUGAGUCUGGCGAAUUUUUCAUCUAUGUUUACAAAGCUCCAUCAUACCUUCAUGUUGAAAUUGAGUCCCCCAAGACUGUAUAUAAAACAGGAGAAACCAUUAUCGUUACUUGUGUGGUCUUGGAUAAUGAAGUGGUGAACCUAGAGUGGAAUUAUCCGGGGAAAGUGAAGAAUAAAGGAAUAAUCUCCCUUGACGACAUCAAAGUUCCAGCUCAGAAGCUGAUUUAUAAUUUAACCAUUCCAGAUGCAUCAGUGAAGGACAGCGGAGAUUAUGAAUGUGCUGUUAGACACGUGACUAAAGAUUUUAAGAAAAUGGAAAGGAUUGCCAUCUACGUUCACGAUAAAGGGUUCAUUCAUUUGGAGCCCCAUUUCAAGCCCGCGGAGGCCGUCAAUCUACACGAAGUCAAAAACUUUGUAAUUUAUGUCUAUGCAUAUCCAGAGCCAAGGUUGUUUUGGCUAAAGGACAACGUCACACUGAUGGAGAAUCUCACAGAGAUUGUAACCAGUUCCAAGCAAAUCCAAGAAACCAGAUAUCAGAGUGUAUUAAAAUUAAUUCGUGCCAAGGAAGAAGACAGUGGAUAUUAUACACUGGUAGCACAGAAUGAGGACGAAAUUCAAAGAUACACUUUCUCCCUGCUCAUACAAGUUCCAGCUUUAAUUCGGGACCUGGUAGAUAAUCACCACGGCUCUGUUGGGCAGACAGUCAAAUGUUUGGCAGAAGGGACACCCCUCCCCGAUGUGGAAUGGCUGGUUUGCAAGGACAUUAAGAAAUGCAACAAUGACACCUCAUGGACCCUCCUGACCAACAAUAUCUCUGACGUUACGGUGGAGACUCAUCUUGAUGAGAGGAACAUGGUAGCCAGCCAGGUGACUUUUCAGAAGGUGGAAGACAUCAUGGCUGUUCGAUGUAUGGCUAAGAAUGACCUUCGUACUGUUACAAGAGAACUAAAGCUUGUGGCUCCUACAUUAAGAUCGGAACUCACGGUGGCGGCAGCUGUCCUCGUGCUCCUGGUGAUUGUAAUAAUCGCGCUGAUUGUCCUGGUGAUCAUAUGGAAGCAGAAACCCAGAUAUGAGAUCAGAUGGAGAGUCAUUGAGUCGAUCAGUCCCGAUGGCCACGAGUACAUCUACGUGGAUCCUAUGCAAUUGCCCUAUGACUCAAGAUGGGAAUUUCCUAGGGAUGGAUUGGUGCUAGGCCGAAUCCUUGGCUCUGGAGCUUUUGGGAAAGUAGUGGAAGGAACCGCAUAUGGAUUAAGCCGGUCACAACCAGUGAUGAAAGUAGCUGUGAAAAUGUUGAAACCAACGGCAAGGUCCAGCGAAAAGCAGGCUCUUAUGUCUGAAUUAAAGAUAAUGACCCAUCUUGGGCCCCACUUGAACAUUGUCAACCUGUUAGGAGCCUGCACAAAAUCAGGUCCAAUAUACAUCAUAACAGAGUACUGUUUUUAUGGAGACUUGGUGAACUACCUCCAUAAAAAUAGGGAUAAUUUUCUGAGUCGGCACCCGGAAAAGGCGAAGAAGGAUCUGGACAUUUUUGGCAUGAAUUCUGCAGAUGAAAGCACGAGAAGCUAUGUCAUCCUGUCCUUUGAAAAUAAUGGUGAAUAUAUGGAUAUGAAACAAGCAGACACAACUCAGUAUGUGCCCAUGUUAGAAAGAAAAGACAAGUCGAAAUAUUCUGACAUCCAGAGAUCUUUGUAUGAUCGGCCUGCUUCAUAUAAGAAAAAGUCUAUAUUGGAUGGGAAGAAUCUGCUUUCUGAUGAUAAUUCAGAAGGCCUCAGUUUGUUGGACCUUCUGAGCUUCACCUACCAGGUAGCUCGGGGAAUGGAGUUCCUGGCUUCAAAAAACUGCGUGCACCGUGAUCUGGCAGCACGCAAUGUCCUCUUGGCUCAAGGGAAAAUUGUGAAGAUCUGUGACUUUGGGCUAGCAAGAGAUAUCAUGCACGAUUCAAACUAUGUCUCCAAAGGCAGUACCUUCCUUCCAGUGAAAUGGAUGGCACCUGAAAGCAUUUUUGACAACCUGUAUACCACAUUAAGUGAUGUCUGGUCCUAUGGCAUUCUUUUAUGGGAAAUAUUUUCUCUUGGUGGGACCCCAUACCCUGGGAUGAUGGUUGACUCUACCUUCUAUAAUAAAAUAAAAAGUGGCUAUCGGAUGACAAAACCAGAUCAUGCUACCUCUGAGAUGUAUGACAUCAUGGUGAAAUGCUGGAAUAGUGAGCCUGAAAAGAGACCAUCUUUUUACCACUUAAGUGAAAUAGUGGAGAGUCUGUUGCCUGGUGAAUACAAGAAGAGUUAUGAUAGAAUCCACUUGGACUUCUUAAAGAGUGAUCAUCCUGCCGUCACACGCAUGAGAGUGGACUGUGACAAUCCAUAUAUUGGUGUCACUUAUAAGAACGAGGACAAGCUGAAAGACAGGGAGAGUGGAUUUGAUGAACAAAGACUCAGUGCAGACAGUGGCUAUAUAAUCCCGCUGCCUGAUAUUGACCCUGUAUCAGAAGAUGAACUGGGGAAAAGGAACAGACACAGUUCUCAGACUUCUGAGGAAAGCGCCAUUGAAACCGGAUCCAGCAGCUCUACGUUCGUGAAGCGAGAAGACGAAACCGUGGAUGACAUUGACAUUAUCGAUGACAUUGGCAUGGAUUCCUCAGAACUAGUUGAGGACAGCUUCCUGUAACUCUGGAAAGGGGAGCGGACAACUUUGGAGCGGUGUGAAAUGAAAAAGGAAAGAGGAAGAUGAAGAUAAUGACUCGCGAACUUUCAGUUUUGUAAGGAGAAGCACUCCGAAACAGAUGGUAAAGACCUGCCAGUGCUCAUGUCCCUCAACAAGUGGUCUCACAAUCUCCCUUGGUUGGUGAAAGACUUUGAGAAGCUAGUUGUCAAGCAUCCUUCUUCCUUGAAGUACUCCCGGAGCAGCUCAGCCCGUGUUUGCUAUUUCAGCGGAUGGAUGAAUAAAGAAAACAGCCACGGGUACUUCAAUUUGUGUUUCAAGGGCAUUCAUAUCUCAGACGGAUAAAAUUUCUACUACGGUGAAUCAUUGCCAGUGUGAUUGUGUAAAUACCUGUUCCUACCAGGAUAUAUAUAUAUAUAUAUAAUUUUUUUUUUAAAAAAAGAAGACCACUUAAAACUUUGGCAUAUUUACUUCCUGAUGUUUAUAUAAGCUGCUGGUGGAUUAGCACCUGAGACGAAUUACAUAUCAAAAAGAAACCACUUUUGAAACACAUGAAAUGGAUUAACACUAAGUAAUGUUUUAUUUUUUACAGAUAAUGCAAACAAAAGGGAACGAUGGGUAUUUCCAAAAUGUAUUCAAUAGCUUAUUAAAUCAAAUGAGAUUUUUUUGUCCAUAACCAUAGAGGAAUAGUUCUUUAUCUACUGUUCUCAGUAUUACUAAGUAUAGUUUAUAACUACUUCUCGUCCUUUGUUAAAACACAGUGCUAAAGUCAUUACUAACAAACUAAAUCAUUUUAGGAUUUAAGUAUUUACACCAAAAGCUCUUCUAUUUGACUGUUUUGGUACAUUAAAUCUAGUUUAAGAAGUAGGAAUAGAAAGUGUUUUCUAGGGAAUCUAGAUAUUAAUUUUCCAUCUUCAGCAGAAGAGCUUUCUUAAUACAGCGGGCUGAUAUGCUAGUGAAUCUUCACUAACAGAAGUUGAUUUUGCAGAAUAUAGAAAUCUAAAAUGUAUUUUUAAUAAAUUUAAUACAUUUACAAUCAAAUUAUUGUACAAUAGAAAUAGGUGACCAAUGAAUAAGGCUGCUUGGAACAUUGAAGAAUGAUGCCACACAUUUGAAAAGGGGUUUUUUGGGGGGUGGGGGGGUUAUGUAUGACUAGUUAGAAUGGAUACACCAACUGUUCUUUCUGAAAAAGCUUUUUUCUGAGCCUGAAGUUUCCAGUUGUGUAGCUACUUUGUGCAAAAAUGUUUUUGUUCUAAACAAAUUUUCCUACAAAAAUUAGCAAAGGUUUUUUUUUAUUUUGGUUUUUUGUAAUUACUCCAAUGGGCAUUGAAUCAAACAUAAAGUCUUUCCAUGCAUACAGUAUACUUAAAACACAGGUCUGCCUUAUUUCUGUAGAUUUAGGGGAAAAAAGAUGCCACUGCAUUUCUAAAAUGUCAAUCAGGUAGCAUUAAUUCUUCUUUUAUAUAUUCUGAAAUAGGUUUAAUAUUACUCUUUUCUUAAUCUGCCUUUUUAAUAUGUGUAAUAGAGUGUCAAAUUAUUUUAUGAGUUAUAGUGGAAUCCUAUUCACGUCUACUUAAAAGUAAGCCCCAAUCAGUUUUCCGGCUUACUUCCAGAUCAGUGCAUAUAGGAUUGUAGCUUUCAGGCUGUGAUUUUGUCGGAGGGUCUGUGGAAAUAAUAAAACUGGAAUCAGUCUGUACAAAUAAAAGACUGGGAGCGUAUGGUGCACAAGAUGAAAUUCCAUAAUUAUUACUGAAAAUCCAGUCUGGAGUUUUUAUAAAGAGAAAAAUAAGAAAGCGAACUUGCUUAGAAAAAUCUGCCCUUGGUUCUAAAAGCCAAGUUGCACGCAGAUCUGUAUGUGCAAUUUUCUGAAGUCACUCAAUGCUGGAAGCAAAACAAAAACCUUGGCCUCUUGGGAGAGGCAUUUGGCAUAUAAUUACACUCACUGCAAGGCUCCAGAUCAAGAGAUGGAGCAGAGACUUGGCAUUAAGAAAGUGUUGCCCGUGAGCCAAUGGGAAGGCCUGAUGGAUCUCCCGUGGAAUCCGUGUUCCCUAGCUAUCCUUAAAGACACUGCAAAGGUCCCAGAGAGAUGGUUACAUGGAGCAAUAUGUGGCUAGAAUUUAUGACAGUAAAGAGCAGCACAUAAAAAAGGCACUGAGUUGGCAAGGCUGUUUUAGAGAUAGUACCGCAUUUACGCUGAGCUCUAUGCUUGAUCAUUGGGCUGAAAAACACCCAAUCAGAACUUAUCUACAGUGUGAAUCAGUUCUUUGGGUCAUCUCAGCCAUGAUUCAGCAUCGUGGCCGCCCGCUUGAUUCUGAAGAUUAUAUAAAAUGCCGAGUGAUGCUUUAGUCAGGGGUGUCAAACUGCUGGCCGGUCGCAUUAUACGGAGGCCACGCCCACCCCAGCAAUGCAAAAAAAGUCGCGAUACAUCGCGACACGUCACAUGACGUGGGGAGUUUGACACCCGUGCUUUAGUGGAAUAAAUGGUCUCUCCAAACAGAAAGCACGAUUCAGCCGACAUUAAGUUCUUGAAAGAUGUUAAUUUCAACAGCUGAUAGUUACAUGCAUGCUCAAUAACAACCCAAGAGAUUCCAAUGUGCUUUUCUAGGGCUGAUACAAUAUUUCAUUGUAUAUUGUUCUGGAUAUGCCCAACGUCACCGCACCAAAUAAGUAAACCCCAAUUUUCUAGUGAUCUACUCCUACCAGUCUAAUUAAUUACAAGUGGGCUGAGGUCAGAUGCAGACUCCCAAUAUUUUAUUAGCAUGUACCUUCAUCAAGUCUUUGCAUCCCACUGGGCAGAAAAGUGAGAUAAGGAGUUUUAUAAAUAGCAAAAAUAUAUACUUUGCUUUAUGUCCACCAAGCCUUCAUGUUUCACCGAACAUUCAAUGGACUACAACAGAGGUCCCCAACCUUUUGGGCACCAGGGACUGGUUCCGUGGAAAGAGGUUUUUCCGCGGACUGGAGGGUGUGUGGUUUUGUGUGCUGCCUGCAUCCCACAGAUGGGGCUUUGCUUGUUUGUGCGGACAGGUUGUUGACAUGCCGCGGCCCGGUACUGGUCCACGGACCGGGGGUUGGGGACCCCUGGACUACAACAUUCUUGCCUUGUUGACGGUAAUUGUCUCACCUUUCUUUUGUUAUCUCCCAAAGCUUGCCCUACUCCACAAGAUGCAUAGUUUGCUAUUUUGUGGACAAAUCACCUUGCCCUCGCACCCUAUGAAGUAGCAUCUGGCCUUUGUAGGCUCAGAAGCUGCACAGGAUCAGAUCUGGUUCAUAUGCAGAUAGGGGACUGCUAUAAAAUGCGGGGGUUGUAGGUUAGUUUGACCAGUACAAAAAAAAAAAAAAUGCCUGGUAGAAGCCAACAGCGAACUAGUUAGAAAACUACAUAAAUGUUUCCUUGCUGACCUUAAUUCCUUUUUGGAUUAUAGUGCAAAUUGGUACGUACUAUAUGCUGUUCUCUGCUCUCGCUUGCUUGCCAUGCUUCAUGCCUUUGGGCAAUACUUAUUAUGGGACCAAGAUUUAGAUAUGGACCAAAAUCUUUCUUAUUGCCAUAAUCUUCUGAAAACUAUAGCUCCAGAUACGGCAAUGGACUGCACAUUCAAAAAAACCCCUUAAGUCAACCUCAAUCCCAGAGCUAUUUUUUGCAGUUAGAUUGCAGUCCUACGUGACAGUCAGCUCCACAGCAUUAAAUGGAGCCGGUUUUUUUUUUUAGUUGAUGUAUUUAGGAUUGCACUGGAUUUUAGUAAUAUAGUGGCUGAUGAAAAUUAUAGCUACUAAUUUCUACAUUAUGGCUCAGAUUCAGGGAACUUUCAGAAAAAAAGACACGCCCAGUUUCUGUCUGUUCCAUAUAUACAUGACAAUCAAAUCUGCCUGUGAAACAUGACUUUCUUGGUUAGAAUGGCUGACCUAUCCCUUAAAAUGUCUGCAAUUAUACAAAACAGUCCUAUGAUAUAAUGAAGGACAUAAGAUAAGGUGAUGUUAUACAUCGAUAUGUAUAUAGGUAUUUUUAUAUCAAUUUUGAGGAGUUACUGCCAAAACAUUUAUGACAAGCUGUAUCACUGCCUUUGUUAAUAUAUAUAGUUUUUUUUUACUGUGAUAUAUUCCACAGGCACGCUAACUGUUGCACUUUUAAAUGUCCAAAUUUUAUAUUUUAGAUAAGGAAUGAUAAGGAAAAGCGCAUAAGAGCGUUCCGGAUGGUAGCUGGAAGAGUGACUAAAGGUACAAAAAUGUAAUACAACUGCCCCUUUUCUUAUUUUUUUUUGUCUUUAAGAACAUGUAAAUUAAGAUCUUUAUAUUUCAAUAAAUGAUAUAUAUAAUUUAAAAAUA